AUGUUAGAUAUCCGUUUUUUUAAUGCAAGAGCAUUUUUUGACCAAAAGCCUCUCCAUGUUUCACCGGUUAAUGGUUACAUUGACAUAACAGUGGCAAUCGCAAAGAUACAGGAAUUUUUACAUGUAACUAAAGGUGGUAGUAUAAGGAUCAUUAAGCAAGAAAAGAAGGUCGUAAAGAGACAAAUAUAUGAUUCAAGCUCUUCAUCGACUUUCUGUAAAAACUGUAAAAAAGUAGGAUGCAGAUCUAUGCGUUCUCCUGGAUGUUCAAAAUAUAUCACACCCAAAGAAGAAUUACUUCAAGAAAAUCUUGGGACUUACCACAAUUCGUUUACGAGGAAGCUUUCUCUAAGAAUAGUAAUCCAUGCCAAUCUUCAACGGUUAUUCAAGAAAAAAUCAUCUCGACUUCAAAAGACCUUAAGCAUAUCAUAA
Messenger RNA from Phycomyces blakesleeanus NRRL 1555(-), 429 nucleotides. RefSeq lists its product as hypothetical. The record is from RefSeq and is a predicted model, not a curated record. The coding region runs from base 1 to 429 and encodes 142 amino acids. The transcript has 4 exons. Lineage: Eukaryota; Fungi; Mucoromycota; Mucoromycetes; Mucorales; Phycomycetaceae.